Molecule: messenger RNA, 2034 nt
Organism: Bombus huntii
Lineage: Eukaryota; Metazoa; Arthropoda; Insecta; Hymenoptera; Apidae
Product: ribosomal protein S6 kinase beta-1-like
Exons: 13
Coding region: 368-1780 (470 amino acids)
Biological process (GO): signal transduction; protein phosphorylation
Molecular function (GO): protein serine/threonine kinase activity; ATP binding
Source: RefSeq, a predicted model, not a curated record
UGCUAGAAUGCAGUUGGCAUUCACGUUGGACCAUAGUUUGUGCCCAGAGUAUAUACUUGAAUCGUCUCGUGUUUCUUUUUUAAAAUUUUCCAUAUUUCUUCCUGAUUAUUUUGUCAUAAGAUAGAAAAGAAAAAAGUAAGGAAUAUUCAUGAGCCCAUUUAAUUGUAGAUAUAUUUGAUAGUUCACGAUUAUAUAUAGAUAGUUUAAUCUACCCAUCAAAAAAUCAGUGUGGAACACGCAAAUAAAGGGAAAUAAAAUCUACAAUCGUGUGUACGCAGAUACGUAGAUAUCUACGUUAUUCGGACGCAUUACAAUCAAUUAAAGUUUUCGACAGGAAAAUUUUUUAAAUGAUUACUCUGUGAGAAGAAUGGCUGGAGUAUUUGACAUAGAAUUACACGACGGGGACUCCAUAAGUCAAGACGAGUCGGACGAUGAUAUCGUCGAAAAUAGAGAAGAUGAAUACAAUCAUACUACAAAUGUAAAUACGAUAUUAGAAUCUGAUAAUUUAGAAAGAGUACAGUUAUCGGAACAGAAUGUUAAUGCAGGCCAAGAAAAAACUGGUCCACAAGAUUUUGAGCUAUGUAAAAUUCUUGGAGAAGGUGGAUAUGGAAAAGUCUUUCAAGUUAAAAAAGUGACUGGAAAAGACAAAGGCAGUAUUUUUGCUAUGAAGGUACUACGGAAAGCAUCUAUCAUACGAAAUCAAAAAGACACAGCUCAUACAAAGGCAGAAAGAAAUAUUUUGGAAGCAGUAAAACAUCCAUUUAUCGUUAAUUUAAUGUACGCAUUUCAAACUGGUGGUAAAUUAUAUCUAAUUUUGGAAUAUCUUUGUGGAGGAGAACUCUUCACAUAUUUAGAUAGAGAAGGCAUUUUCUUAGAAGAUACAGCUUGUUUUUAUUUGUCUGAGAUUAUACUCGCAUUGCAACAUCUCCAUAAUCAGGGUAUUAUAUACAGAGAUUUAAAACCGGAAAAUAUUUUAUUAGAUGGCGAAGGUCAUGUUAAAUUAACAGAUUUCGGUCUUUGUAAAGAACAUAUAGAAGAAGGUACAGUAACGCAUACAUUUUGCGGAACCAUAGAGUAUAUGGCACCAGAAAUUCUAACGAGAAGCGGACAUGGAAAAGCAGUGGAUUGGUGGAGUUUAGGUGCUUUAAUGUUUGACAUGCUUACCGGAAUGCCACCAUUUACAGGAGAUGACAGAAGAAAAACAAUUGAGAAGAUUUUACGCGGAAAGUUAUGUCUACCAUUGUACCUAACACCCGAUGCAAAAGACUUGAUACGAAAGUUAUUGAAGAGACAAGUGUCACAGAGACUAGGAUCUGGGCCUGAUGAUGCUGAGCAGAUUAUGAAUCAUAACUUCUUCAAACAUAUUAAGUGGCAAGAUGUGAUUUCACGUAAAUUAGAACCUCCUUUCAAGCCUUCAUUAAAAAGUGCCGAUGAUACAUCGCAAUUCGAUGAACAAUUCACGGCAACUGUACCAGUUGAUUCACCGGUAGAAAGUACUUUAAGUGAAUCCGCUAAUAUGAUCUUUCAGGGCUUUACAUACGUAGCACCCAGUGUCUUGGAGGAGAUGUGUGCACAACCAAGAGUUGUGAAUGCUAGAAGUCCACGUAAAGGUCUAUUAAAUACAGAAUUUAGCGGAAGUCUUCACAGUUUGUCAUCGAGAUCACCCGAUGCCCAUCUCCAUACAACGUCUCAUUUUCAUCAACAUAGGCAUCACGUUGUAGGUUCAAAUAAUAUGGAAGAUACCGAAAUGGCGGAUAUAGGUCCGCUUUUUAAUUUCUAAGCAUUGCAUAAUAAAUUUUAAUGAUGUAGAAGAUAUUGAAUUAACAGUGGAAUCGUUUAUAACAAGAUACAUAUAAAUAAUCGAAGAAAACGUUGGAUCUUCCAUUUUAGAUUCAGCAAAAUCUUUGUAAAAAUUAUGUCCUACAUUGUUUGUCUUUUAUUCUGACAGUUGAACUAUUAUGUUUAAUUAUCGAAUUUAAUGCAAUUUGUUUACAUAUAUAUAUAUAUAUAUAUAUAUAUAUAUAUAUAUAUAUA